Molecule: messenger RNA, 1330 nt
Organism: Microtus ochrogaster (prairie vole)
Lineage: Eukaryota; Metazoa; Chordata; Mammalia; Rodentia; Cricetidae
Gene: Tpd52l1
Product: TPD52 like 1
Biological process (GO): positive regulation of apoptotic signaling pathway; positive regulation of MAP kinase activity
Cellular component (GO): cytoplasm
Source: RefSeq, a predicted model, not a curated record
UGGACUGGAAGGGGCGGAGGUAUCCAGCAGCGGCCAGUGGUGUCUGCCUGCAGUCCCCCACCCCCUCCACGCAGAGCUCCCGACACGCGCGCCUGGAGAGGGCCCAAGAGCGGCGGCAGGGCUAGCUGUUUUCGAGCUCCGGUACCGCUGCCAUCUGCUUUACGAGACGUCCGCGUGUCCCCCGCGGCUCACAGCUCCACGUCGGCCACCAUGGAGGCGCAGGCACAAGGCUUGCUGGAGACGGAACCACUGCGAGGAAGAGAUGAGGAUGUGAUAGCCAGUGCUGACUUCUCUAGCAUGCUCUCUGAGGAGGAGAAGGAAGAGUUAAAGGCAGAAUUAGUUCAGCUAGAAGACGAAAUCACAACAUUGCGACAAGUUUUGUCAGCGAAAGAAAGACAUCUGGUUGAGAUCAAACAGAAACUUGGCAUGAACCUGAUGAACGAGCUAAAGCAGAACUUCAGCCGAGGCUGGCACGACAUGCAGACCACAACUGCGUACAAGAAAACACAUGAGACUUUGAGCCAUGCAGGGCAGAAGGCCACAGCAGCCUUCAGUAAUGUGGGAACCGCCAUCAGCAAGAAGUUUGGAGAUAUGAGGUCUCACUCUAUUGGGUACUCCAUUCGCCAUUCCAUAAGUAUGCCUGCCAUGAGGAAUUCUCCUACUUUCAAAUCAUUUGAGGAGAGGGUUGAGACAACUGUCACAAGCCUCAAGACGAAAGUAGGCGGGACAAACCACAGUGGAGGCAGUUUCGAGGAGGUCCUGAACUCCACGGCACAUGCCAGCUCCCAGAAUGCUUCAGGAGGCCCGCGGCAGACCCCGGAUGAGGAGCUCCAGUGCUAGGUCCAGCCAGCCUGGGCUGCAGGUGGCAGGUCUGAUUGCUCAUCUCCUGAUUCGAAGACCAAAAUCCCACUGGGAAACCAAGUUUUGAUAUUGUUGUUUAAACGGCCUCUCCCAAAAGUUUAAUAAAGUGAUUUCCAUUGGCAUUUGUGUUUAUGAUGGACCACUUGACCAUCACAACGCAGUAUUCACAAGUGUCGUCAUUUAAAAAUGGCCAACUGGAGUAGGUUCAUAAUUAGUCAUAAUCCUUGUCUGGGAACUCAAUGUGUAUAUCCAAACAUGCAGCUACAAUUCUUAGCUUUGGUUUUUGCUUGGUCUCCAUAACAAUGUGCAUGUCUUUGAGGACUGAGUUGUGUGCCAUCAGUCUGAAGAUCAAGAGGUGGCACUCUUUGAGACUGUCUCCCGCAGUAAGCCAAGCUACUACAAACGUCACCAAACUGCUUGUCAUCUCUCUCACCUACAUCAACUAUGUACACUUAUUUAAGUCAUUAAA